AUGCGGGGCUGGCUGCUGCUGGCGGCGCUGGGCUGGCUGCUGCCGGCGGGGGCCGCGGGCAGCGGCGAGUACUGCCACGGCUGGCUGGACGGGCAGGGCGGCUGGCGGGACGGCUUCCAGUGCCCCGAGCGCUUCGACGGCGGCGACGCCACCAUCUGCUGCGGCAGCUGCGCCCUCCGGUACUGCUGCUCCAGCGCCGAGGCGCGCCUCGACCAGGGCGCCUGCGACAACGACCGGCGGCAGGGCGGCGGCGAGCCGGGCCGCCCCGGCAGGGACGGCCCCGACGGCGCGGCAGUGCCCAUCUACGUGCCGUUCCUUAUCGUGGGAUCUGUCUUUGUCGCCUUCAUCAUCCUGGGGUCCCUGGUGGCUGCUUGCUGCUGCCGAUGCCUGCGGCCCAAGCAGGAGCCCCAGCAGAGCCGAGCCCCUGCAGGCACGCGCCUGAUGGAGACCAUCCCCAUGAUCCCAAGUGCCAGCACCUCCCGCGGCUCCUCCUCCCGCCAGUCGAGCACAGCUGCCAGCUCCAGCUCCAGCGCCAACUCAGGGGCCAGAGCUCCGCCGACGAGGUCGCAGACCAACUGCUGCUUGCCAGAGGGGACCAUGAAUAACGUCUACGUCAACAUGCCCACGAACUUCUCGGUGCUGAACUGCCAGCAGGCCACGCAGAUCGUGCCGCACCAGGGCCAGUUCCUGCACCCACAGUACGUGGGCUACGCCGUGCAGCACGACGCGGUGCCGCUGACCCCAGUGCCGCCCUUCCUGGAUGGCCUGCAGGGCGGCUACAGGCAGAUCCAGGCUCCCUACCCACACGCCAACAGCGAGCAGAAGAUGUACCCGGCCGUGACUGUGUAGGGCUGCCGCCUUGCCAUCCCCACCCGGCCGAUUCUAAUGUGUGAACUGAACAGAGGAGAGAGACUUCCUUGGAACAAAGCUCCCAGAACACCACUUGUAAAUAAUUUUGAAAGGCUCAUGCAUGUCAGACAGUGUUUAUAAACCAUUUAUUUUCAUCGGGGUCUGUUGCCAGGAACUGUAAGGAUGAUAUCUCGGAAUUAAUGUUGCCAGAUACGCUCUCAUUCCAGCGCGUGAUUUACGGCGGCGAAGGAUUACGCUGGAAAUGCAUAUGUAUUUCAGAUCACUGUACUCGUGAGAUAAAUGUCGGAGCCGUUAAGUGCCCUUCAGGUAUGACAUGGUCACAAGUAUUUGCCUAAUUAAUUCUAGAAAGAGUUUUGUUACACUGUACAAGAGCGCAGUACUUCAGAAACCUCUCUGUUCCCAACUCCAUAAUGACGUUUCCCGUUGCUUUACUGACAAUCACAACUGAGAGCCGAACAGUGCAAUCCCUGUGUACAGGGAGCUGUUGCCAGCCCCCAUGGCUUCUUACACACACCAACUUUGGGGUGAACCGCCACCAGAGGCUUGGUCUUGCAAAGACCAAUUUUCUUUGUAUUAUAGGAAUUAGAAGAGUGAGUUAUUCUGCUCUUCUUUCCAGUGCACUUGAAACCCUUCUUGAUUUGGUUUUGUGUCAAGAUCAGGACCCAGCAGUGGUUUGCACAGACUUUGUCUUUGUGAACGUUGUACUAAAACCACGGUACGAGGUGCUUGCUCUUUGUGACGCUCAGCAAAGCUUUUGGUACAGCUGGCAAUGUCUGAACUGAACCUGCCUUGGCAGAGAAAGGUCAGACUGUGAUUCCAAAUACGCCUGGUUUAACCUCACUUCCCGUGAAACAGGAACGCCGUGUGAAUGUGCUCACGAAGGUGUCAGCCCCAAGGCCUGCUUGCAUUGGAGUCUGCCUGUAGGAAAGUGGACUUGAUCUUGUCCCCUGCCCUACCCUGUGGGAGUGGGAGAGUGUUACACAGAUCCCAGCUGGGAUGUGAGUGGGUUGGUGGAGGUUUCCAAAAUCCAUCUUCUUGUCCUUUACCCUUGUGGCAAGAGACUAGGGAGGCACAGCUGUAUUAAAAAGUAAGGAAAAAGCCCAACCAAAGGACAAAGGUGCUUGUGGUGUCACAGGGGUCAUGAAGAUGGUGAGAUGCAGACAGGAGGGAGACUUUACACUGGAGCUGUUGGCUCCAUCCUGCUUUGCUUCAUCUGGGGAAAACACCUCUCCAGGCUGAAGAGGCAACAAUCAGAUCAUUCUAAUUCUAUCACCCCAAAUGCAGCAAACUAAGACUGGUUUUGUCUUUAAAUAUGUAGCCUCUGGAUUUCGAUCCAUUUGCUCCUCAGCCAAAACGGUGCAACACAAGACUUGAGGCCUUGUGCAAAACCCAAGCGAUUACUGUAAGCAGACCAGUGAUGACAAAAGGUUUCUUGUUGUCUGAUACUGUAUCAAUACGUAGCAAUAACUGUGAUGCUCUGUUUUGUAUGUCUGUUUUUAAAUGACACAGACGGUGCAGAUGCCCUGCCAAACCCAAUGGUUUACUCAUAAACGCCACACACAGGCAGUCUGCAGCGGGCAGCCACGGUUUGGCCACUGAGGCGGGGAAAUGAAUAGGUGAUUUAUCCCGGAGCUGUUGUUCCUGGCUGGGAUGGCCCAGGCAGUGCGCAGGAGCUGGACAGAAAGGUUGGUGUGCCAGCCCUGCCUUCCCCUCCCGCCAGGCUGUGUCUGGGCAGGCAGCGCCGGCGGCGGGAGGUGUCGGGUGCUGCACUCCUGGUGCUCGGGGAUCUUCAGGGUGCUCCAGAGCUGGGCGCUGCCAGGCUGCUGAAGGACCCUCUGGUCUCUGGGGCUGUAGGUUUCUACCUGCCCACGUAGCGGUGGGGCCAGGCUGAGCUGGCAGCAGGCACAGCUGCCUGUGCUUCCCCAGGAGCAGGAGGUGCCUGGCCCUGGGUGAGCCCUGGCCGAGGCUGCAGGGCCAGACAAGCAGCUCCUCCUGUGCUCCUGACCGUGCCCAGCUGUGAACCACUGAGUCAGCUCCACCCCCCUGCCUGCCUUGCCCAGGCCCUGGCAAGGACACCUCCUCUGACCUACGAAAUUCAGGUGAAUCUUUGUAUAUUGUUUACUUGUUUAAAAAAAAAAAAAAGAAUAAGUUAAAUUUAAGUCUCUAGAAAUUAAUUUACAACUUGAAGGCAGAGAAACCCGAGUUCUAAUAAAAGGAAUUUUGUGAGAUGUGGUGGGUUUUUUUAAUGUCAUGUACAAUAAUGUAAAACCAAUGUUACCAUUUGAUAUAGCUUUUAAAUCUCUGAAAGAGCACUUGCUUUAAAGUGUUUCUUACAACUGAAGAAAAAAGCCCCCUUUGUUUCUUAAUAAAUACUUUAU
Prinia subflava (tawny-flanked prinia) is the source of this 3248-nucleotide messenger RNA. It is a transcript of the gene SHISA2, whose product is annotated as shisa family member 2. The coding region runs from base 1 to 849 and encodes 282 amino acids. The transcript has 2 exons. Lineage: Eukaryota; Metazoa; Chordata; Aves; Passeriformes; Cisticolidae. The record is from RefSeq and is a predicted model, not a curated record.